AUGGGGAAUGGGUUACAUGAUACUGUUCUUGGUGUUGGCAUGGUAGAUCUGAAGUUUACUUCGGGCAAGAUCGUGCAAUUGAAGAACGUGUUGCAUAAACCUGGAGGGAGCCCUCUUGCAAGAGUAUGUCAAGUUCUUGUCGCGGCUACUCGCAACUUCAAUAAAGAUUUGCCAUGCGAUUCCACAGCUCUUUAUGAGUUCCUGGGUCAAGGUUCAGCAAUCCAAGGCAGCCGAAAAUUGGAGCAUACAGACGGGCUUAACUUCUUUGAUAGAGCUGCAAUUGUGACACCAUCUGGCUGUGAAUCUCCUCGCCAACUUAGUAGUUGGGAGAUCUGCACUGUAACUCAGGUGGAGGAGUUAAAGAUUCUGAUCAGGAUGUUGCCAAUCUGGUCUACGGUCAUACUAUAUUCUGCAGUUCAAGAACACAUGUUUUCGACGUUUAUAGAGCAAGGCAUGGUAAUGGAGAAACACGUCGGCUCUUUUGAAAUACCUGCUGCGUCCUUCCAGUCCGUACAAGUCAUCACUGUCCUUCUACUUAUUCCAUUCUAUGGACGAGUCCUCGUCGCGGUAUUCAGAAACUUCACUGGCAGGACGAACGACAUUUUUUUUGACACGCCUGUCGAGCGACUCGGACUGGGCUUAUUUUUGUCAAUGCUAUCAAUGAUGUCAGCAGCAGUGGUGGAGAGCAACCGGUUGCGGAUCGCACAGGAUAAAGGCUUGGUGCACCGUCAGGUAGCCGUUCCGAUGAGCAUUCUGUGGCAGGGACCACAGUACAUGAUGCUAGGAGCCGGCGAGGUGUUCACCAACAUUGGCUUAAGCGAGUUCUUCUAUAGUGAAUCACCAGACUCCAUGAGAAGCCUGCGCAUGGCUUUCUAUUUUGCCAACAUCGCGACUGGAAAUUACCUUAAUUCGUUCAUCCUGUCUCUUGUGCCGGUGUUCACAGCCAGAGGAGACAUUCCAGGGUGGAUACCUGGUAACCUGAAUGAAGGGCAUUUGGAUAGGUUCUACUUGAUGAUGGCUGGGUUGAGUUUCUUGAAUUUGUUGGCAUUUAUCUUCUGUGCUACUAGGUACACAAAUGUGAAAAGGCUUCAUAUAUAGUCCUGGUGUGAAAAGGUUAUGAUUUGGUACAACAUAAAAUCAAGUUCACGGGUAAGCUCUGUUGGAGCAGCAAGCAGACAACGCUAAUGCAGUCUCAGGAAAUCGCGGGGGAAGACCCAUUUACACAGUUGAGAAUUUGAGAUUUUCUCCAAUCAUGAACAUCUAGCAAAAUAUACUACCAUGUUCAGAUCUGAAUGUGGUAUCCAAGAUAAAGUAACUUAGUACCA
Molecule: messenger RNA, 1325 nt
Organism: Lolium rigidum
Lineage: Eukaryota; Viridiplantae; Streptophyta; Magnoliopsida; Poales; Poaceae
Product: protein NRT1/ PTR FAMILY 8.3-like
Exons: 6
Coding region: 1-1098 (365 amino acids)
Biological process (GO): transmembrane transport
Cellular component (GO): membrane
Molecular function (GO): transmembrane transporter activity
Source: RefSeq, a predicted model, not a curated record